CUGGUCUGUAUUUCUUGAGUUCCCUCUCCGUUUAUCACUUCCAUCACUUCCAUCACUAGGAUCAGGAUAUCUUCUUAACGCCGACACCACUAUACCCCCUUUACUCCCUUAUUCACCAUAUUAAGUAUUUACAUUGUCAAUUCUACUUUGGUACUGUAAUAAGGGACAUCUUCACCCCAUCAUUAGGUUUUGAUUCUUGGUUAUUUAUCCAAGAUGCCUCCCUUUCCUACUUUCGACUGCUAUGCCACCCUCGAGGUAGCAAGCACUGCAACAGAGCAGGAGAUCACUGCCGCCUACCGCCGCUUAGCCCUUAUUCACCAUCCAGAUAAGAACCCCAAUAACGCUGAAGCUGCUACGGCAACCUUCCAAAAAAUCCAACUUGCUUACGAGAUUCUUCAUGACCCUAUUAGUCGUUCUCGUUAUAAUCAUCACAUAGCCUCUCGGAACGCCACUACACCCCCUCGGCCCGAAUCUCAGGCGCGAUCGAAUCCUUCGGACUGGACUGAUGUUGAUGAUGAUGAUGAUGAUUGGAUAUACGACGAUGUGUUCCUUCACAUCUUCCGUUACUACUUUUUCGGAGAUGGGGCUCGGCAACCAAAUUAUCCAGGAUCUUUCGACAGAGAUAAUGUCUUUAGCCAGUUUCAGCGGGAAAGGCGAGAGGAACGUGAAAGGGUCAGCGAGGAGACUCGUAAGCAAAGAAUGGCCGAGGCAGCACGCAAAAAAGCUCGAGAAGACGACAAGAAAUCUCAAGAAGAGAUGAAAGCUAAGCAAAAAGAGGACGAACGAGUCACGGAAAAGUCCGACCAAGAGAUGCGCUGGAAAAAGCUCAACGCCGUCACCAAGGACGAGAAGGUAGAAGCUUGUCUCCACUCUGGAUUCUGCAGCAAGAUCCAGCAGUCUAAGAAGUUCAAAUGCGGCGCUUGUCAUGUGAAACGAGGCAUUAUAGCUUUCGAAUGUCCCUACUGUUUGUUGCACAUCUGUCAGCAGUGCGUGUCUGACUUCGCCAAGAAGCGCUCCUUAGCCUCGAUGCAGGACAGCUCUAAGCCUGAAGUUGAUCCCAAGUCAACGGUUAAGCCCGAGCCAGAGCCAGAGGCAGAAUUCAGGCCCGAGGCCGAAUCAUCAACUCAAGCGAAGGGCGGGCGCCACAACGAGGGACCCAACGCUAAAUCCAAGGGUGGCAAAGGCCACAAAAAGAAUGGAUAUGGGAAGAAAGGACGGAACCCAAGCUCGUGACUUUUACUGCAACGAAGCAGAUGAU
This is a messenger RNA of Daldinia loculata, 1258 nucleotides long. Its product is annotated as DnaJ-domain-containing protein. Bases 214 to 1233 code for a protein of 339 amino acids. The transcript has 2 exons. The record is from RefSeq and is a predicted model, not a curated record. Lineage: Eukaryota; Fungi; Ascomycota; Sordariomycetes; Xylariales; Hypoxylaceae.